CGUCCUCUGCCGUGCUACACCAGCUUCUCCGUGCCUGCGACGCCAAGGGCACAUCGCACGUCUCAAUUGCCUCACCCACUACUCGCCCACGCCCACGACCGCUCCACCUCGUGGCUACAGCCCGCCGCGCCCUCCUUCGUCGGCUGUGCGCCUCAGCAGCAUCCGGAAGCCAACGGCAAGCCUUGGGCACGCGUGCUCGAGUAUCAGACAGCGACGCCUUGGGCGCGAGCCUGACCUUUUGCGAACCCCCGUCUGCCGUCGCAAGCAGUAUCGGACGACUGUGUUGUGCCUCUACUCUCCACACCACCCACGCUCCUCCGCCAAAAGCGUCGAAGCAGCCUUCGGACCGCUCGCAGACAAGAUACUCUUGGAUUCGCCGCUGCCAAACUGCACCUGGUGCCGAUCCAUGCAGCACACAUAGUAUGGCCGCCACCAUCAAGACCGACCCCUCGGUCGGUGACUCGAGUCAUUUCAACGGGAGUGGCAGCGAAUCAAAGAGUCCUCUAGCCCAAUUUGGCUUCUUCAAGAGCUUAACCGACAAGAAGACAACCCGAGAUGGACAGCCGCCAAAGAGAAGGGGUCCCAAGCCCGACAGCAAACCUGCCUUGACACGGAGACAAGAGCUGAAUCGCCAAGCGCAAAGAACGCACCGUGAAAGAAAAGAGCUGUAUAUCAAGGCUCUCGAACAGGAGGUCAUCCGUCUCAAAGACACAUUCGCCGCUACUUCGCGUGAACGUGAUGCCUACGCCGAAGAGAACAGGCGACUCCGAGAGCUGCUCAUGGCGCAUGGCAUCGCCUUUGACCUUCAGGGUCGGCCCUCCAACGGCAUGGCCCAAGUUGGAAGCUCCACGUACGGAAGUUCAACAGGUAGUGUGUCAGGCUAUGGACCGGGUUCAGCCUCUACUGGCUAUACCUCACCACCAACACGCGGUUCGGCAUCUCACGAUGGCAUGAGCAGUCAGCCCUUGACUCUGCAGCAUCAAGCCCAGCAGCAGCAGCACCAUCACCAGCCUCAAGGGCUGGACUAUGACCAGAUUGGCAUAGAUUUCGUUUUAACGCUCGAACGACCUUGUAUGGACCACAUGCAGUUCCUAAUGGUACGCGCCCAUGAUGCCGACGAGAACAUUAGCGGCCACGCCCUCAUGGCCACGGCACCUCCUGAUGCGCACAUCACAAACUGCCCCGAGGAGAAGUACCCUCACCAGAUGCCCGAUGUCAACAUGCCGGAUCUGAUGAAGCUCCUGGAUCUGAGCAAUCGUCUACCCCUUGACGGGGAGAUCACGCCCAUCAUGGCUUGGGCAAAGAUCCUCCAGCACGACAAACUGCGGGAUCUGUCCAAAGAAGACUUCGAGCUCAUCAAGGGAGAGCUUCUCGCCAAAGUCCGCUGCUACGGAUUUGGUGCCGUCCUUGAGGAGUUUGAGCUCAGAGAUGCGCUCACGACUGUCCUUGCUGGCAAAUUCUCGAAUGGGUCUCCGCCUAUCGGAUAAUGUCUAUUUACGAGAAACAAGAAGCAGUAUCUACAUGUUUUCGUAUAAUAAGUAAUGUUGUUGAAGUAGAGAUUAGCAAUGCAAGCCAUGUUUUCGCAAAA
Messenger RNA from Bipolaris maydis ATCC 48331, 1588 nucleotides. RefSeq lists its product as uncharacterized. Gene Ontology annotation, cellular component: RNA polymerase II transcription regulator complex. NCBI's taxonomy places the organism in Eukaryota, Fungi, Ascomycota, Dothideomycetes, Pleosporales, Pleosporaceae. Gene Ontology annotation, molecular function: transcription cis-regulatory region binding; DNA-binding transcription activator activity, RNA polymerase II-specific. The record is from RefSeq and is a predicted model, not a curated record. Gene Ontology annotation, biological process: regulation of DNA-templated transcription.